CCCUCUCCGUCGGAUACCUCCAAUCCAAACAAAGGCUAAAAGCCCUCCGUUUCCUGCUCUCCUUCUCUUUCUCUUUCUCCCUUUCUUCCUUCUCUUGUUCUUCCCUCUACCCUACUCACAGUCACCUCUCUUCCUCCCUCUCUCUGUUCUUAUCCACUACUCAACGAUGGCAAAAAAAAACCAGUUUUUCACAAGAAGGGGAAUGAAAAAACAAAAGAGAAUGUGGUCGUUUAUCAACGCUGUCACAUUUGUGGAGAGUAUAUCAUUCCACUCACUGAAAUGUGAAAAGGAAAAAAGGGCUCUGACUAGAGAGGAAAAAGAGAGAAUGAAGAAACAACAGGAAGAGAAAGAAAUGAAACGCGAGGUAGAAAAUAAGAAGAAGAACGCCAAAAAGAAGAAGGCAGAGACUGAGAGGAAAGCGGAGAAGUCCAAGAAGAAGGUUGAAGUCAGACCAAGAAGAACGAGAAUAAAGCUGCAAGAUCCAAAAACAAUAGAGAAAGAAAGUAAUAUUUUCUUGUGGAUAAGAAAAAAGAUACUAAAAACAGCACAAGGUAGGUUGAAACUGCUGUUUGGUAGUGGUUCAUGUUAAAUAUGUGAAUAAAUAACAUGGAGUUGGACAGGGAGGAACGUUUUGUGUGUCAUUUACUUUUCUUUUUUCUUUUUAUCGUUAAUGUUUUGUCUUCCAAAUAGGGAUAAUGAAUGGAAAAUAAAUUCCAAUCUAAAAU
Molecule: messenger RNA, 725 nt
Organism: Rubroshorea leprosula
Lineage: Eukaryota; Viridiplantae; Streptophyta; Magnoliopsida; Malvales; Dipterocarpaceae
Source: the annotation of a GenBank genome assembly